GCCCGGUACGGGCAGAGCCACCGCCGAACCCCGCGCACCGGCCCCGGAGCCCGCUGAGCCCAGAGCCGCUGCACCGCGCCCGCCUCCCGCUGACGGACCCCCGAGUCCCGCUACACCGAAAUCCAUCGCGCGGACCGCACCACACAGAGAUCCACUGCACGGAUCCGCGGACCCCACCGGGCGGACUCCACCGCGCGGACCCCCGCAUCCCACUACGCCGACAUCCACUGCACGGACCCUACUACACAGAGAUCCCCGAACCCCGCCAGACGGACGGACUCCACCGCGCGGACCCUCCAGCAGCCCCGCCUGCGAACCGCAUCGCCCCAAGCCCGGGCGCACGGUGCCCGGAGCCGCCGGUGCGGCGGGCAUGGCCCCCGGGGGGAGCCGGCCCUGGGGGUCGCUGCUGCCGCUGCUGCUGCUGCUGCUGCCGGCGGCGGGCGGCGGGUGCGCGGCGGAGGGCGGCCCGCUGGAGCCCUUCGAUGCGCUGUACGCCAGCGGGGUGGAGGCGUACUACGGUGGGGACUUCGCGGGCGCGGCGCGGUGCCUGGAGCGGGCGCUGCGCAGCCGGCGGGAGCUGCGGGCGGCGCGGCUGCGGUGCCGGCGGUCGUGCCGCGGGCAGGUGCGGCUGGAGGCGCUGGGCCCGGGGGCCGGCGGGGACCUGCCCUUCUUCGGCUCGGUGCUGCGGCGGGCAGACUGCGUGCGGCGCUGCGAGGAGCCGCGGCUCGGGGCCGCCUCCCGACACCGCGCCGCCGAGGAGGUGCGCGCCGACUUCCAGCGCAGGGUGCCCUACAGCUACCUGCAGCGCGCCUACAUCCAGCUGAACAAGCUGGAGGAGGCAGCAAAUGCAGCUCACACCUUCUUCAUGGCAAACCCCGAGCACAUGGAGAUACAGCAGGACAUCGAGAACUACAAGACCACGGCAGGGAAGGUCAGCUUGGUUGACCGGGAGGCCAGGCAGCACAUGGAGGACUACAGUGCUGGAGUGAGGCACUACGACAGGGAGGAGUACGAGCUGGCCAUUGAGUUUUUGGAGCGUGCGUUGAAAGGGUACUACGGCGAGGAUGAAGAUUGCCAGAUCAUGUGCGAGGGGCCACAGAGAUUUGAGGAGCAUGAGUACCUGGAUUAUAAGGCUGGUCUCUACGAAGCUAUUGCAGAUCACUACAUGCAAGUCCUGGCCUGCAAGCACGACUGUGUCCGAGAACUCGCCACGCGUUCGGGCCGUAUCUCACCCAUCGAAAAUUUCCUUCCCCUCCAUUAUGACUACUUGCAGUUUGCCUAUUACAGAGUUGGUGACUAUGUAAAAGCCCUGGAGUGUGCCAAAUCCUACCUCCUCUUCCACCCCGAUGAUGAAGAUGUCUUGGAGAACGCAGGUUAUUACGAGGGUCUCUUGGAGGGUGCAGUGGAUCCAGACACCAUCAAACCCAGAAAGGAAGCAAAAAUACUCCUGCAGCGCCAUAAGCUGGAGUCACACCUCUUGCAAGUGGCUGCGGCUGGCCUUGGAUAUGCCUACACAGAGCCGAACUACUGGAACAGGUAUGGAGCCCGCCAGGAUGAGCACAGUGUCCCAUCAAGUAUCAGCAGUGAACCAGAGGAUGGGCCUCGGCUGUCCCUGGCAAAGAAACCCAUGCCAAAGCCAGAUCGAGAGUUGAAGGAGGGGGGCCCACUUCUCUACAGCGAUGUGAAGUUUGUCUACAACUCACAGCAGCUGAAUGGCACCCAGCGAGUGCUCCUGGACAACGUCAUCUCGGAGGAGCAGUGCCGGGAGCUGCACAGGGUGGCCAGUGGGAUCAUGUUGGCUGGAGAUGGUUACAGGGGCAAAACCUCCCCCCACACCCCAAACGAGAGAUUUGAAGGAGCCACCGUCCUCAAAGCCCUCAAGUAUGGCUACGAGGGCCGUGUCCCUCUGAAGAGUGCCCGGCUCUUCUACGACAUCAGCGAGAAGGCUCGCAGGAUCGUCGAGUCCUACUUCAUGCUGAACUCCACGCUCUACUUCUCCUACACACACCUGGUGUGCCGCACCGCCCUCUCCGGCCAGCAGGAGAGGAGGAAUGACCUGAGCCACCCCAUCCAUGCUGACAACUGCCUUUUGGACCCUGAAGCCAAUGAGUGCUGGAAGGAGCCGCCUGCCUACACCUUUCGGGAUUACAGUGCCCUCUUGUACAUGAACGCGGAUUUUGAAGGCGGCGAGUUCAUUUUCACCGAGAUGGACGCCAAAACCGUGACGGCCUCCAUCAAGCCCAAGUGCGGGCGAAUGAUCAGCUUCUCGUCGGGCGGUGAGAACCCCCAUGGGGUGAAGGCAGUCACCAAAGGCCAGAGAUGUGCUGUGGCUCUCUGGUUCACCUUGGACCCUCUCUACAGAGAGCUGGAGCGAAUCCAGGCAGACGAAGUGAUCGCGAUGUUGGACCAGGAGCAUCUAGGACCCAGUGAAAUGAACAUAAACCCAAAGGAUGAGCUAUGAACUAGGCCAAAGACUUUUUCUAUUAAAUAUUUAUUUAAUAUUGUUAAUCUUAUUAGAACCCUUCUAUUUUUGUACAGAGACACUGUAUAAAUUAACAGGUUAAUAUGAUUGUGGAGUUUCAGGAGUGCCUCUUCUGUGUUUAGCACAGCUUUUGCUGGGACCCUCAUCCCUGUACCAGCACCUCCUGGUCGGGCUGACUCUGCCUUCAGCCUUUCCUGUUCUUCUCUAGUGCUUCUCAGGACUCAUUCAGUGUAUCCUCUUGGAGGACCUAUUUUUUUUCUCCCUCAACCAAAAAUAGCUGCUUCUCUUUAGCGUCUGCUAGAGAAAUGUCUCAGGUGUGCUAAUGGACCAGCCUUCCUGCUCCUGCUAAGUGCUGGCUGAAGACCUGGGCAGUGCUGCUUUGCGAAAACUGGAGCACAAAUCAGUAAUGGCUGUUCUUCACCAUUUGAAAUGUGCUUUUUAGGGGGGAAAAACAAAAGAAGGCCCAAGUCCUAGCAAAAUGCAUAUACCUUGGUAGCCAUGCAAAGCUGGUGUUUGGGCAUUAAUUCUGAGCACAGCUUCCAGAAAUCAGCUGCAGAGCAGGAGCAUGAACUGUGCACAGGCUUGAAGGGAUGUGUUUUGCAGUCGAUUCUGGUGAAAUAGGGUCUGUCACUCAUGUUCAGUCUCUUCUCUUGGGAAGGCUAAUGGCCUGGGAAGCAUGAAGGAAGCUGCUUCACACUGCAUCCUUUGAGCUGCCAGCCCAGUCUGCUGCUGGUAAACCCCAAAGUUCAUAGUAAACCCCAUAAUUUCCAGGUCCAUGUUGGAAGGCAGCUGAAAGGCUUAGGAAGUUAGAGUGGCAUGGUGUUGGUUGAUCACGAUGCAGCUCCGUACUCUGGAUGUCCUGCCUGCAUUCUCCCAUCCUGACAGUGCAGAAGCAGCAGAUGUCCAUGGUGUGGUAGCAUCUAUUUGCUCAGAGUAGUUCCAAGAGGGUGUUGCAAUGAAAGCACUUGUCGCCUAUCACAGGAGAUUUACUAGGCAAGUAACUGCUGCUAAGCCAGUAAAUCAUCCCUCUCCAACCAUUACAUUUACUCCUGUGUGUGGGAUUAGAGCAGCCUCUAUCUCAAUCAGAACAAGCAUUGAGUCACAGAAUUGCCCAUGUCUCAGACAUAGGGAUAGCAGCACAGCUGCUUCUGGUGCUACUUCCUAAAAGGAAGGUUGCAGUAAUCUUUACUGCUGAAUUUACUGCAAGAAUGCAAUGUCUCCAGAAAACACUUCAGGGAUCUUUGCUGGAGUUCUCAUCCUUGAGCAACUUUGCUCAGCUCCCUGCUGUGUUGGCACUUUCUCAGUCCUUUUCUGCUUCCCUCUGCCAGCUGUGACAUUCCCAGGACUUAAAAUCUGCAAUAGAGAAUUGUCUUUUCUCUUUGCUUCUGCAGCUUUUGCCAGUCCAAACCUUCCAGGCUCAGAAGCACCCUCUUCCCAUCCGUUCACAGGCUGCAAGGCUGUAGACAAGGAUGGUCCUUCUGUAGAGACCCCCUUAAAAGCUCGUCCUGGGCAAGACAGAGGGGAGCUCAGUGCAUCUGGAAAAACAAAUGCCCAGACUAUGAAGAGGGCACCAUUACCACCUAGAAGAUGCUGGAAGAGUCAUUUGCUGCACCUCCUCCAAUGUUGAAUCUGCAGAGGACAAAGCUCUGGGUGUUUCUGAGUCACCAGCAUGGUUUGUUUCUUUGAGAUUAUCUCCCUUCACCAUAGAGUGUUGAAAAGAUUGAUCAUGUUGGCUCCUCAAAGAACUGCUCACAGAUCUCUGCCUUCAGAGACCCUUCCCUGCUAAAGAGCCUCUUCUGUAAAUGCUUAACCCCCUCCCCCUUUUUAAAAUAGCCAGAGGAGAAGCUGGGGGGAGGAAGGGGAGGGCAGCUGUCAGUUUGGAGAGCUGGCACCUGUUUCGUUGUCCUUCCAUCUGCACUACACUAUUGCAUCCAAGGCCUGACUCCUACAUGCUGCACCUUCUGUGUGGGUCUGUGCUGCCAUCCCCCAACAACCACGUCUGCCCAAGUGCAUCCUGCAGAGCUGCCCCCUCAGUGCAGCCCCAGCCCUCCCGGAGCUCCAGGGAUCCCACCAGUUGGUCUUCCUGUGAGGAGGUGGGGGGGCUGGCUCCAGUCGUGGUUGGUUUGCUGCUGUGGUGGUUAGCCAGAGCUGUGUCUAAAUCCAGAGGAAAUAAACUAAACACAUCUGG
Neopelma chrysocephalum (saffron-crested tyrant-manakin) is the source of this 4670-nucleotide messenger RNA. RefSeq names its product prolyl 3-hydroxylase 2 (gene P3H2). Gene Ontology annotation, cellular component: endoplasmic reticulum. The record is from RefSeq and is a predicted model, not a curated record. The transcript is spliced from 15 exons. The coding region runs from base 371 to 2461 and encodes 696 amino acids. Gene Ontology annotation, biological process: collagen metabolic process. Lineage: Eukaryota; Metazoa; Chordata; Aves; Passeriformes; Pipridae. Gene Ontology annotation, molecular function: L-ascorbic acid binding; procollagen-proline 3-dioxygenase activity; iron ion binding.